This is a messenger RNA of Bursaphelenchus xylophilus (pine wood nematode), 9329 nucleotides long. Lineage: Eukaryota; Metazoa; Nematoda; Chromadorea; Rhabditida; Aphelenchoididae. The record is from the annotation of a GenBank genome assembly.
AUGCGAGUGAGGAUUGGGCCGCCGCGGAAAUUGCGCAAACCCGAAAGUGCAAAGGUAAAGGACCCUUCCUUCCGAUGUUCGGUUGCUCUCUGUUUCCUUCGUUCCCGUUGUGUGUUGUGGGCUGGGGAAGUCGGGGAGUUCGGGGGGUUUCCGCAGGUGAUGGGCGGUGGGGGCUGCACGGUGCAGACUGGAACAAGUUUCUCGCACUGUGCGACGGCGCAGUUAUGGGUGAUGGCUGCACAGUGCGAUCGUGCUUUUUUGCCGCACAGUGCAAAAAAAAACUUUUUUCAUGCACUGUGCAGUGGCGACACACGUCAAAGAAAAAGUGAAAAAACAAAGAACCUCGGAUCAUUGAUUUUUGACGAAAUGUCGCUGAAUUAUCGAGUCACAAAAGAAAACUUUCCCAGAGAAUUUCGAGAAAAAUGUUUUUUUCGAAGAGGAAAAUAAUUUUUCAAGCUCGAUAAUUCUGUGGCACUUCGCAAAAAAUCAAUGAUCCGAGAUUCCUUGUUUUUUCAAUUUUCUGAAAGAAUUGUUUUGACGUGCGACAAGGCAUUUCGCUGUGUCACAUUUGAGUGCACGGUGCGGUAAAUGUUUUUUAACGCUGCAAAAAAAACCUUUUUCAUGCACUGUGCAGUGGCAACAACAAAAAAAAAACUGUGCGACGGCGGAGUUAUGGGUCAUGGUUGCACAGUGCGAUCGUGUUUUUUUGCCGCACAGUGCAAAGUCUUAGCCUUUUCAGCGAUAUGUUUUUUGACGCACGGUGCAAAAAUAAACUUUUUUCAUGCACUGUGCAGUGGCGACGUUACUGUUGCACAGUGCGGUCGUUUUUUUUUGUUGCACGGUGCAGACUAGAAAAAGUUUCUCGCACUGUGCGACGGCGGAGUUAUGGGCGAUGGCUGCACAGUGCAAGCUUUUUUUUUGCUGCACAGUGCAAAGUGGUAGCCUUUUCAGCGAUGAUUUUUUUUGCUACUAGGCGUUCCAGAAAGUGCGUGCACUUUUUGUCGUGGGCCGCACUGUGCACAAAAUUGCCUUCUUGCGGGGUGCAUUUGACCUUUUGCACCGUGCAAUUGCAAUAUCGCAGCGACGCAGGCUUUUCUCAACGGAGCCGGCGCGAUUUUUUAGAAAUUGCACAGUGCAAAAUGUUUCGAAUCGGAUCGCGUCGCGCGGGGAACCGAAAUUUUGCACUGUGCGGUGCAAAAAAGGCGGAAAAAAGUGCACGCACUUUCUGGAACGACUAGUACACUGUGCAAAAAAUAAACUUUUUUCAUGCACUGUGCAGUGGCGACGUUACUGUUGCACAGUGCGGUUGUUUUUUUUGUUGCACAGUGCAGAAUGGAAAAAAUUUUUUGCACUGUGCGUUGGUCUUUGCACAGUGCGGUGAUUUUUUUUGCUGCACUGUGCAAAAAAAAUGUUUCGCGCACUGUGCGACAUCAGGGUUACGGUUGCAUAGUGCAAGCAUUUUUUUGCUGCACGGUGCAAAAAUAAACUUUUUUAUGCACUGUGCAGUGGCGACAAAGCAUUUCGCUGUGUCAUAUUCGAGUGCACGGUGCGGUGAAAAUUUUGGUUUUUUGGCGUUGCACGGUGCAAAAAAACUUUUUUCACGCACUGUGCAGUGGCGACAAGAUUUUUUUAAAUCCCUGUCGCACAGUGCAAUAGUUUUUAAAAAUAUUAAAACUGUAAGUUAUUAAAGCCAAACGUAUUUUACCAGCUGAUAUCACUUCUCCACAACACCGAAAUAAAUGCACUUUUAUUGCUACUUGAAGCUUUGCGUGACAAAAGCGGCCAAAAAACGGAGCCGAAAAUUAGUUUAUUACACACGAACAAGUAAUUUCCCUUUUCCCAGCCUAUAAACUCAGGUUUUCGAGGCCCUCAGGCCAUUCGAAAGCUUAUUUUACUCUCGAUUUUGGGGGAAUUGCACUGUGCGAACCCUAUUUUUGAUCAUUGCACCGUGCAAAAACACAAAAAUUGGACUGCACCGUGCAAUCGAAAAAAUGGAAAAAUCUUGUUGCACAGUGCGAGAAAACGUAUUUUUGACCUCUGCACGGUGCGAAAUUUGUUUAAUUUACGCACAGUGCGGGAAAUUUUUGGGCAUUUUCGGACUGCACUGUACAGCCAAAACUUAAAAUUGCACUGCACUGUGCAAAAGAAAAAAAAAAUUGAAAAACUUGUUGCACAGUGCGAAAAACUUAUUUUUGACCUCUGCAUGGUGCGAAAUUUCGUUUAAUUUAUGCACAGUGCGGGAAAUUUUUGGGCAUUUUCGGACUGCACUGUGCAGUCAAAAAAGUAUUUUUUCUUAAUUUCUAUAACUUUUACUGGUCUAAAUUGUCGGUUAUGGUGGAAAAUAUUGUGUUAGCAUUACUGUGUAACUGUUUUUAACCUUAUUUUGUGUAAUUAUGCAAAUUUAUGCAAAUUUUAUAUUUUAAAAAUUUUUGAGUUUCUACCUAAAAUUUCCUUCUAAUUGGUUCUAAAUAGUCAUAAUAAUAAUUCUAUAGCAUUUUAAACUUAAUUUUCCCCUAGAAAAUGGCGUUUUCAGGCGAUGAACAUCGACCAGCCCUCUCAACGGAACCACGUGGAAUGGCACAAAUCCCUGGACGCCCUGCUCAAUGAACGUCAAGCCAUUGAUGCGUUCAGAGUGUGGCUUCGCUUGCAUCGACGCGACGACGCCUUGGACUUUUAUUUGGCCAUAAUCGCGUUUCGGAAACAUGUGAUGAAAAAGGACCAAAAAUCGAUGAAUAUGGCGUAUGCCAUGCAGAAAAAGUAUAUUUGGUAGGUAAAUUUUAGCUUUUCAGUAGUGGAGAGCUUCUGGGAACAAUCGAAGACCAUUAAUUUUGAGAGAAAGACAUUAAAGUUUAGGUUUUAAUCAAAUUUUUGUAUCUGAUGUCUAGUAUAAUAUAAAAAAGUGAUGAAAAAUGGUACAAUAGUGCAUAGAAGAGUGUAAAAAGGAAUAUGUAGCGUUUUGAAGUCAUUUUCGAUGCGAUCGGCUGUUCAAAACGCAAUGCCAAGAAAUCAGGGUUUUCGUGGCGGGACUCAGAAUUGAAACCUUAAAUUUGUAAAAUGGUGUUGCUUGUAACGCACACGGAAAAGGGAGCGUAUUUUAACUCAAAUUGACACCAUUUUUUACACGUCCAGAGUUUCGUGGUGGGACCAAAUUUUUUUCUGAAAUUAAAAAAAUUUUUUUCAAAAAUUUAAUUCAAGUUUUUUCAGCCCCAGAACAGGCCUUUGCGACUUCCUCCCACAAAAACUCCGUCAAGAAAUCUCGCACAAAGUGGUCCAAUACCGCGCCCGAAAACAAACCCCGCCAGUCGAUAUUUUCGACCGGCUCGCGCCCUACGUUUGGUCCUACCUUUGCGAGCAACACACCCUGUUCGUCAGUUCGAGUGAAUUCAACACGGUCGUGAAGGCGUCGGAAGCCGGAGGCAAUAAAAACAAAAUGGCGGAAAUCACGGCCCAGCGCAAUCAAACCGCCAAUUCGAGGGUACCCCCGUUGAUUGGGUUCGCGAAAUUCCGCUGCAGAGACUCGCAGAACACGUCGGAACGGCAGAGGUUCAGAGCCAAGUCGGAACCGCCCGCGAAACGGUAAGAAUUUGGGACUGGACGGGAGUGCACCGUGCGAAUUAAUUUUUAUUGCACUGUAAGAGGGGUAGUGAAUAUUGAAUUUUGAAAAGUUGUGAAAGCCAAUGCCUAGUGGUAAUACAUUUGUGGUAUUUCCGAUUUUUCUAUUUUUCGCUUCAAGGGUCCCCGAAUUUGCGAGUUGAAGUUAUUGCACAGUGCACAAAAGUUUUCAUUGCACUGUGCGAAAAAAAUAGACAGUACAAACUUAAAAAUUAGUAAAAACUAGUCGUAACUGUCUAAGAAACAGUAUUCUUCAAUCUUUUUUAUAUUUUUGCCUCAAGGGAUUUAGGAUUUCCGUUGUAAUCCGACUGCACAGUGCGCGAAAGUUUUCAUUGCACUGUGCGAAAAUACUAGGCAGUGCAAACUUGAAAAUGGUCAAGAACGAGUUGCCAGCAUCUCUGAAACAUUGUUCUGCAAUCUUUUUUAUAUUUUUUGCCUCAGGGGAUUCAAAAUUUCCAUUGAAAUCCCACUGCACAGUGCAGCUCAAAAAUUUCUCUGCACAGUGCGAGUUUUUUGUUACGAAAGAGUAAAAAAAUGAGAACAAGUGUUUCAGAAGUCAUUCUGCGGCCCUGCCAAGAAUCUGUCAUCUAUUUCCCUAAGGGCAUUUGAGAUUUUGCCUUCAAAUUUCACUGCACAGUGCAAUGAAAAAUCUUCGGUUGCAUGCAAUUUUAGGGCUUAGAAAAAUGUCUUUCUGAUUGUCAGAGGCUGUGUUUUUAUUUUGAAAUAAAAAAUAUGUCAUCAUGACAUAUUUUUUGGACGAUUUUUGAGAAUUUUUUUUUAGUUUUUGAAAUUUUAAAAAUUUUUUUAUGACUUUUCUACUAAUUUCAUACUGUAAAAAACUCGUUCCGUGCGACGAAAAGAUUGCCCAAACCGAUUAUAAAACCGAUACGCUCUGGGGAGACUGACGGAAGUAAACAAAAAAAAAUUUUUUUUUCUCGUCCUCCGAAAUUGGCUCGAAAAAUGCAGACGGGGAGGAUGUACAUCCCCAAACAAAACAUAUGCCCAUCUUUGCUCCCGCCAAUCUCUCGAGAGGCGCGAGGAUUCGCGGGAUUUUACGAAUUUUUUAUUGGAAUUUUCAUAAAUUUUGAGAAGUUUUCUGAAAAAUUUUGUUUCAGAUUGCCUAGAAAGGAUGAGGAGAUGAGACAGCACACACUGGACCAUCAGGAUUCCGACGACAACGAGUUUGUAAGUUGAAAAAAAAUUUUGAAAAUUUUGUAAAAUACGGAUAAAAAAGCUUUUAAAUCUGGCUGAAAAUUUGCAUAAAUAUAGAAAACAAAAUUUUUUAAGGCUUUUUAAUUUUUUUUAGAUUGCAAUUUGCAGAAAAAACCGAGAUUUUUUAAAUCAAAAUUUUCAAAAAAAAAAAUUUUCAAAAUUUUAAAAUCCAAAAAUUGGCAUUCUGUUUCAACCCCCUAGUUCAACCUUCCCACCAAAAAUCAAUUUUUUCCGCGCAAAAUUGGCCGAGAUAUAGCCAAAAAACCUUUUCUUUUCUCUCGCCGUCUCCUCAUUUUCCCUACUCUCUCCGAAAAAAGUUGUGUAAUAUCUGAGUGCCCGUUGGAUAUUGGGGGCUCAAAUUUUCAGACAUUGAUACAUGCUUUAUAUCGAGCAGGUAAACAGAAUUUGAAAGAGAUAUGAGCCUUUUUGUUCGAGAGACUUCCUUUUUUAAAAAAAUUGGAAAAAUCCAAAAAUUUUUUAUUUUACAGUAAUCCAGCAAGAUUUCUUUAUUGAAAAAACUGAUUAUUUUUACUCAAAACGUAUUUUACGUAGUUAAAAUUGAAAAUCCCACUUUUUUUAAUGAAAUAUGUCAUAAUGACGGGUUUUUUGGAAUUUCAAUUUUUCAAAUUUUCACUGAAAAAAGUCAUUUUUUUUUUGAUUUUAAGUCAAAAAAUGUUAAAUUUAGUUUUUAUUUUACAUUAUUUUAUUUAAAAUUUGAUUUUUUCCAUAUUUUCCGACCUUCCUUUAGGUGGAGCCCGAAGUCCCGGGCUCGUUUCCCAUUCGUCACGAGCACGAGGAGGAUCGCGAGCUUUUCGCGCGGAUCCUCAGCGAUCGCUUGGCCCCAAUCGCGCUUCAACAGCAGGACGAGGACCGCCGACGGGCCGAGAACGAGUUCCGGCUGGACUUGGGCGGGGACACGCCCAGCAGUUGGGACGAGGAGGACGCGAUCCCGCCCGAGGCGCUCUGCGAAUGGAGUCUGGCGCCGAGCGCGCGUGUGGCCCACACACGGGGCGCCAAGUUCAUGCAGAAGUCGGCGUCGAUUGCGUUUAGCGAGAGCAACGACCUGCACCCCUUCCAUCAGCAGCCGCCGGCUGCGCCCAGGCUCAAGAAGUUCGACUCGUUGAAUGGGCAUGCCUUCAGGCAUCCCUUCAUCAAAGAUCAUUUGUUCGCCGUUCACACACAUUUGGUGGCGCCGUUGAGCAAUAAGUACGGUAAUCCGGAGUGUCUACCGUAUCAUGCGCAAGCUCCGCCCCCUCCAGCCCCCGCGCAUGGAAAUACCUACGAUUUUAGUGAGAUGGACCGGCAGAUUAGAGGGUAAGGGAGUUGUUUUGAGUUGAAAUAGUUUUUUUUGUUCGGUUUAGAUUAGAAUGUUGAAAAGGAAACGAAUAAUCGGCAAAAAUCUAUCAAAAAUGUCUAGUGUAAUAUAAAAAAGUUAGCAUAGAACGGAAAAAAGAGUGGAAAUAGAGCUAUUACUAUUUAUUCUGACUUGUACUAGCUUUUUCUUUUUGAUUCAGCUCAUAAAUAUUGAAAUUGAGACCAAAAAAUCACCAAAAUAGACCAAAUGUGGCUAGUGUAAUAUAAAAUUUUGCACAUAGAGACUCUCAAUAAAUUUUAAAAUACGUUAUUAAUUGUUACAGUACAUUCUGGCACCCUUUGCACUCUAAUUUUGGCAUUGGAAUACAAUGCCAAGCGGAUUUAGGUUUUCGUGGUGGGACCCAAAAUGUGGGCCUAAACUUGCAAUUUUUUCGAAAAAAAACUAUAGAAAUAUGAAUUUCAGCUCCCGAUGUAACGUCUACCAACAAUUCAGCGACAGUUCUGGCUUCUGUUCGUCCGAAUCGGCGCAUUUACACUUGGCCGAACUGAAUGAACGAAAUCAACAACAAAAUAUUCGAAUUCCGAGGGAUAACUCGUUUCCUUUUGGUAAGCAAUGUUGUAAGAGCCUUAUAAAGUCUAUAUAAAUAUAGGGGGAGGUUAUCUUCCCACUUUUUGUUCUCAAAUUUAUAUUAUCCGUCAAUUUUUGAUGACUUUUCGACGAAAAAAUUGCAAAAUCUUAAAAAUAAGUUAGAGUUUUGGCUGAUUUUGAGUUUCAGUUUACUUAAAAUUUAUUUUGUCACAUUUAUGACACUUUAAUUUACAAUUAUCGACUUCUUUUUUUUCAAAUUUCGCGAUUUUUAUGGCAAAAAAUUUCAAAAAAAAAUUUUUUUUUUAACAUUUUUAAAUGACCCCUUACCAUGUAUAGAAACCACCAAUACUAUUUUUACCACGUUUAUUUUCAGAAUACCGCCAUUCCGAAGACCAAUUUCUGCCAGUUUCGUACAAGGACGAGAGCGGAGUGCCCUUUGUUUCGAGGGUUUACUCCCAUUCCAUGACGUUUGGACUGUUCAGGAAUCACUUUGGAAUCCCAGCGAGGACGUCUAAACGGUAAGAAAAAAAAUUUACAGGUUUUCAAAUAUUCAAAAAAAUCCGUCAUAAAGACUUUCUUUUUGAAUUUAAGUGAUUUUAAAUUAAAUUCCUGGGAAGAAGUACCGUAUUUUACGUUUUUGUGGUCUUCCCUUGGCCUCUCGACACCUGACAGUCUUCGUUUUUUUUAUAAGUUUUAUAAUUUUUUACUCAGUUUGUGGCAAAAUUCAAAAAAUACGUCAUCAUGACAUUGUUACAGCCCCGGCUGGUGUAGCGGAGGGGGUACUGUACAUUAGAUUAUAUAUGAUACUUACUUACCGAGUUCGGGGCCUGAUCCUGCCGUUUAUCCCCUAACUAGGGAAGUGUAAAUACGAACCCUCACCAAAUGAUAAGCGACAUACGUCAUUGAAGAGCCCUUGAAAAUGGUGCAAGGCACCAUUUUCAUUCUUUGCAGAAUGCCUUUCCGCGACGACAUACUGCAGUCGAUACAGCUUACAGUAUGCAUACUGUAAGCUGUAUUAUUUUUAGGCCAUUUUGCAACAAAAAUCUCCCUUUCUCUAGGACAGGAAAAAAUCCUCGGUGAGGGUUGCUUCAAUAGUGCAGUGGUUGCGGAGUCUGCUGAUAAGCCAAAACAAGCCAGGUUCAAUUCCCAACUUGGGCAAAAUCAUUUUUGCGUUCUUGCAGUUAGGAAAGUAUUUGCGCUAAAGUUUUACAAACGCUUUAAUUUUUCUGGAAGACGGUCGAUUACGGUUAAAAACAUCAAACCUACAUGUUUUUCAAGCUUAAAAAAAGUGAAAAGUGUUUUUUCACCUUAUGGGUAUUUAAAACCAGUAAAUAUCAUAUGUAAAAUGGUUUUACUGGCAAGCGCCAAACUUCAUAAUGAUUCUAAGGCCAACCUAGUAGCAAUACGUACCACUUAGCGUUUUAAAAUAACAUUUAUUUUGCCCCAUAGCAGAUAUUGCAACUACUUAAGGGACAAAUCAACCGUUUAUAACUUUUUGCCCUGAGGCAUUCUGCAAAAAAUGAAAAUGGUGCCUUGCACCAUUUUUCAAGGGCUUGCCAACGGUGUAUAACACUUGCCAUUUGGUGAGGGUUCGUUUGUACACUUCCCUAGUAAGGGAAAUAAUUACCUACAUUACAAUUCAUCUAUUACAUUUAUUGGUACUGAAUAAAAGAUACAUAAGACAUAAAACAAUUAUACAAUUACCCUUAAAACUCCCUCAUCACACCCUUUUCCUGAGAUCGGAGCGCUCGGUCCCCUUCCCAAAAACGGGGGCCGAUACGACUGAUUCUCCUCUCUUCUUUUCCGAGGAGUUCAGGUUGCGAUGAGUUUGCUGUAAUAGUAAACUCCUGUUAUGACGAGCCUGCGCCGUAACAACAUGUUUCAAAUAUAUCCACAUGUCAUUUUUGGAAGCUCUAUUUGCUGUAGACGAUUAAUAAUGAUCAGAAAAAAAUUAAGGUCACUAAUUAUUGCUGUUUAGGCUAUAGUUCGGUCAUGAUGACGGAUUUUUUGGAAAUUUUGUGAAUACUUCCAGAGAUGCUGGCAUGUCCGGCGUAUUUUACCAAUAGUUGACCAAGGUUGUGGUCAAAUUUUUUUUUUUUUUUUAUUUUUCUCUAUGCCCAAAAUUUGUCAUGAUGACACAUUUUUUGGAAAUUUUCUUUCACGAGAUGUUGGAAAACACGGCGUAUUUUACCGAUAGUUAAAUUAUAUAAGUUUGUGGUCAAAAAUUUUUUUUAUUUUUUUAUGCUCAAAAUACGUCAUGAUGACGGAUUUUUUGGAAAAUUUCAAAAAAAUUUUUUUUUUUUUUUGUUUUAUUUUAUUAUUUUUAUUGUGAAUCAAGUCAAAGUAACGCUUGAAAAAAGAUAUGUCAUUAUCAAAAUAUGGCAUUAUGACGGAUUUUUUGGCAAUUUUCAAAUUUUUUUUUUGGUAAAUCAAGAUAAAUUAACGCUGAAAAAUCUGCAGAUUCAUGUUCAAGAGCCCGUGCGAGGACGGCAGCGCCCCCUAUCAAUGGACCGUCGUCAUGGACGACCAAGUUGUCCUCCCAAUCUUCGAAGGCAAAGUCACCGCCGAAUGCCGAGAUCUCAUCGAAUUCGACAGACGGUAG